AUGGGGAAGAGGGGAAGGGACUCCGACGCUGCAACAUGGAGUACCCACGUGGCCUAUUUUGAACAUGUUGCACCAGCUCAUGAGUGUUUGAUCGUGGAAAACGUUCCUGAAUACAGCGAGAUGUUGGUCCUCAAGUGUCUGAAGAAGAGUGGCUACUCCUGGCAGGCGAAGUCUCUGAGGAUCGACCCCAGGGUGCUAGGCCUUGGGUGUGCUAGAGCCCGUCUGUACAUGGUGAUCUUCAGAACAGAUAUCUUUCGAUGGGAGCCCAACUUCACACUAGAGCAGUUGGUGGAAUGCUUAGCAGGACAGGUUGCACUAUCAGCAGGAUCAUACUACUGGGCCAAGCUUCCACCGGUAAAGCUUUCCACGGCACAGGAAAAGAACCGACAAGACUACCGGCGCACGACCAAGCUCCAGUUCAUGGAUCUAUCCCAAUAUCCGAAGAAUGGUCGUGGGAGGGGAGAAACAAAAGAUGGUGCUCUUCCCACAUUGACAACUACCACUGGAUCAUUGUGGUCAGAGGCCCACCAAAGAUGCCUCUCUUCCGAUGAGCUGCUGUCAAGCCAUGUCCUCCCAGUGACACGGGCACAGGCGACAAAAUGCCACAGCCCGAGGCUCAAAUUUGAUGGUUGCUCAAAUGCUUCCAAAGUCAAGAUGGCCGGAAACGGCAUGAGCGUACCAUGCAUGGGGGUGGCCAUGAUGGGAGCUGCAAUCGCUCUUGAGCGAAUUGAUGGUUCAUAG
Messenger RNA from Durusdinium trenchii, 741 nucleotides. NCBI's taxonomy places the organism in Eukaryota, Dinophyceae, Suessiales, Symbiodiniaceae. The record is from the annotation of a GenBank genome assembly.